Coturnix japonica (Japanese quail) is the source of this 2789-nucleotide messenger RNA. RefSeq names its product G protein-coupled receptor 35-like. The record is from RefSeq and is a predicted model, not a curated record. Lineage: Eukaryota; Metazoa; Chordata; Aves; Galliformes; Phasianidae. Gene Ontology annotation, biological process: positive regulation of Rho protein signal transduction; phospholipase C-activating G protein-coupled receptor signaling pathway. Gene Ontology annotation, cellular component: plasma membrane. Gene Ontology annotation, molecular function: G protein-coupled receptor activity.
GUGCUGUGCUGUGCUGUGCUGUGCUGUGCUGUCAUCCCUCUGGCCCCAGCCUGCUCCCACUCCUGCAGGAGCAGUGAGAUGCUCCGGUACUGCAGCCAUCACCUCAUCACCUCUGGCCCACCUUAAGCAUUUAUAGCAGCUGGAGAUUGUGCUAGUUUAUCAUGUAGCAUCUCUUAGAGGAAGCUUACUGUUCACCCAUACUUUAUCUGUACUGCCUUGUCUGCUUUCACACCCUCUGCCAGUUUCCUCCCUCCUCCCGCAGCCUGUGAGCUCCUGGCCAGCAACACCUGCAAGCCCUGAGCUGCAGGGCAGGUCACUGGUGGUUUGCCUGUGCUGUACUUCAGCACAGCCAACCUAAAGCAACCUGGACCUGCAAAGAUGUGGUGAGCUUAACAUGGCAGCUGCACCAUGGAGGAAGGUGUUUCCCUGCUGCUACUUACUGAGGUUCAGAGAGGUUUUUCUUGGGCGACAGCAAGCAGGCAGCAAGAGGCAGUCUCUGUUGGGAAACCCAGACUUGAGCAUGCAAUAACCAUGUGAAAGCUCUGGGCAAGAGUCACAUUAACAUCUGCUGGUGUCCAGGAUGCUUGUCUAACCACUUAGCACUUGAGGUAUUUGUGCAUUUAUCAGUUAGCAGGCCUGCAGCCCAAUGCUACAGGCAGCACCCUCACCAUCUGAGCACAAACUCUGUGUUGUUCUCAGGGACAAAUAACUGCUUAACCAGGGCUCUGCUGUCGCAGUGUCUCCCUGCAUUUCUGAGGAUUUCACCACAUCUCCCACCAUUAGUGAAAUGGAGACUGACUCCCAGUCGAGUGGUAAAAUCUUGCUUUAAAAAUAAAAGGUUAUAUUAUUUCCAGUGCGCACUGAGAUGCAAGCAGAAAUUCCACAACAUCACUGAUUCAGAGAAAGCCCUGUGUGCAGGACACACAGAGCUGCUCUACGUAUGAUGGAGCCUGAUAAAAGCUGAUUUUAUCAGCUCUUCACACAACCAGCACUGCCAUGAAGCAUCUGACAGACAGUGUGACCGAAGCUCAAGACCUACUCUUACGUCUCAGGGUGUUUUCCCCGAGAAGGCAACACUUACGUCAUUAUUUGCAGCUCCUUGUCACGCACCAGCAUUUCCUCUUUUGGCCAAGUCUUUCUGUUUUCUAUUUGCAGUCUUGUACUCUCUUCUAGAAUGAACAGGUUUAAUGUUCGUUCAAUCUGUCCUUCCCUGCAGGGAGGAGGAGAGCAGCAUGUCUCACUCACUCCCUUUGGGUUUGGUCAUGCCUUGGGAUGCAGGACUUGGAUUCUGCUCUGUUUUCUUCAUCUCAGAGCAGGAGCAGCAGAUCCUGGGCCAGGAGACCCAUUAGAAGAGUUUCUGCCCAUGGGUUAUGCAUGCUUAGUGCUGGCUGCUGCAGUCCCUGCCUAUGUCAAAACCAAGUCUGAAUCAUUUUGCCUCAUCCGCACAGGUUGGCUUAGAGAAUUAAUAGUGACAUUAUCACAGGUUGUCCUGGUAUCCAUGUGUUAUCUUCUGUGUGUCAUUCCCCCCCUCAUUCAACGGCUCCUAUUUAAUUGAGCCUGCCUGCUGUGUCUUAUUGGAAGCACUCCCAGAUAUAUUUACUCAUAAACUGAGUAAACAUAAACAGAGCUUGGGACGGAGAUGCAUCCCAGUUACAGUCUGCCUGGCAAAGCCAAUCUUGUGGACUUAAAUUCACAUUUAUAACAGAGUAAAUAUUUCCUUAAACGCCGUUUUUAUAGGAACCAUGCAUCUAUUGAGAGGUAGGAACGUCUUACCAUUUUUCCCCCAUUUCAGGUCUCAGACCAUCACGUGCCAUUCACAUAUAAGGACAAUGAACGAGUCCAGGAGCUGCAGUCUCACACACAUAGAGGUGAAUUCCCAUGUUCGUGUUGCUGAAUUUGCUCUAUAUAUCCUCACUUUCUUUUUUGGAGCCAUUUUUAAUGUUCUUGCCCUAUGGGUGUUCUUCUGCAAAAUAAAGAAGUGGACAGAAACCAGGGUUUACGCCAUCAACUUGGUCUUCGCUGAUUUCUUUGUCAUCUGCAUCUUGCCUUUCAUGGCAUAUUUGAUCUGGAAGAACUCAGCCCGAGAUGAACUCUGCCAGUUUGUAGAGGCAAUGUACUCCAUCAACAUGGUAGUGAGCAUCUACAUCAUUUCAUUUAUCUCCAUUGACCGGUACCUCGGUAUAAAGCACCCCCUGAAAGCGAGGGCCUUCAGGUCUCCAUCCAAAGCUGCUGUUCUAUGUGGGCUCCUGUGGCUUGCUGUCACCAUUGGAAGCAUCUCAAAACAUCAGCAGAGAUAUGCUGACUUCUGCUUUCAGUACGACACCGGCGUGCCCACCACUGUGAGGCUGCUUUCCUUUUUCUUCAUUUUCACUCUUCCAUUAGCAGUCUUGACCUUUUGUUCCAUAGAAAUCAUCAGGAGCCUUAAGAGACAGCUGAAGACAAACUCACUGGAGGAGAAGUCAAUCCAAAAAGCUCUUUACAUCAUUUAUGCCAAUCUGUUUGUGUUUCUGCUCUGUUUUCUGCCUCCCUACGUCAUAUUCAUUGCCAAGAUUGUAAUGGAGCACACUGAAACUAGCUGUUCCUUGAUCCACUUUGUGAAGAACUUCUCCUCCAUGACACGGUGCAUUGCCACGUCCAACUGCUGCCUGGACUGCGUCUGCUACUACUUUGUGACCAAGGAGUUCCAGGAAGCCAUCCUACUGCCCAAGUCCAGCACUGCCAGAACAACACAAACCCGUUCUGUGCAGACACAUGUUUGCUAAAGAAAGGAAAAAACUAAACAAUAAGAA